AUGCGGCGCGCGCUGCUUGCGGCCGUCCUCAUAGCGACCACCCACGCAGCCGUCUUUACCGAAGGUGGUGCGUUGGGAGAUGUGGUGUACCCUGGAGAGUAUGAUUAUCCAAAAUCCGAUUCGUUUCUAGACGUUUCGAAUCCUGAUGAAGGAAUUCAGGAUUGGUAUCACAAAGAAGACUUUAAAAAUGAUAAAGCCAGAGAUGUCAGAAAUUCCGAGGAGUUGGAUGAGAAUCUAGCUGAAAUCCUACAACAACUGACACAACAAAAAGAACUACUCAAACAAGAGGACACGGGUGAGUCAGUUUUCCAUGAACUUGUCAAAGUAAUUGUUGUAAAGUCUUCUUUUCCUUUCCUCUACUCGAUCAUCUCAUCACAAUCUGUCAUACUUUACGAAAUAUGUUAUUCCUACCAAUCUUUAUUCAUCUUUAUAUUCCAUGCGAAUGUCUUCUGGACGACGAAUGCAGUACAGCACGCAUGCGAAUGUCACGCCAUGCAUUCGUCACUCAUCAAAAAUCGUGGAUCAAUAACUCGCUUAACGUAUCUCAGACCAGUCCUUUAA
This is a messenger RNA of Cooperia oncophora, 561 nucleotides long. Lineage: Eukaryota; Metazoa; Nematoda; Chromadorea; Rhabditida; Trichostrongylidae. The record is from the annotation of a GenBank genome assembly.